AUGGAUCCCAAAGACCAUGACGCCCAUCAUGACCUCCCUCAUCCGCAUCCCACCCUCUCUCCGGCAUCCGUAGAUCUCGACCACGGCUCGCCCUCGCCCUCGCUGAACGCCGUGUGCGGCCCCGGCUUCCCCGGCGUGCUCUCGCUACACCACUACCGCAGAUACCUGUCCGACAGUCCGCCUGCCGACAGCGACGAGAUGAAGAAGCUGCGGCGCAAGAACGCCGCCUUCAACCUGAACCAGUACCAGGCGCACAUGUCGCAGCCCCAUCAGCCGCCCUUCGCUGCCUCGUCCGUGGCUUCGAGUCCGCCGCCCCUGUCGCCGUCGCAUUCACCCAGUGCCUGGAGUGAACAGGGCCCCGAGAGUCUGGACGGCUUUUGCCUCCGCGGGUCGCCCAGUCCGCUCGACGUGUCCGCAGAGCAGAUCUACUACGUCCAUCCGUCGCCGUCGAAACACGACGCACAUAGGAUCCUAGAUACCUUCCGCGAGCGUCUGGAGAAACACCCCGACACCGCACUCUCACAAGACACCGCCCAUGCACUCCCAGAUCAACACCCCACAGUCCCAGACGACGACCACCCCCUCCCAGCAGAGGAAGAAGAUGAUGAACCCCCCAGCACAAACCCCACAAUCGUUCACCACGGCACCGCCUUCGAGAUCCUCAACCCGCGCGCCUCUCUCCGCUUCGCCCGCAUCGUCUCCUACAUCGACGACGUGCAGAACCCCCCCGACGCCGUGGACUCCGACGCCUCGCUCCGCACGCAGUCCAUCGCCGAGGAAGACGAGACGCCGCACCCCCCAGAGCACGCCUACCACGACCUCGUCGGCGACUCGCCGCACCACCCCAUGCCGUCUAUCUCCGAGCGUCUCGAAGAGCGCGAUGACGAUGAUGGUGCGGGGCUCAUGCCCGCCCCGCUGGCGCCGCGUUCACAGUCGCCCGUGAGCUCGCUGGGGAGCGAAAUCGGGGAGCCGGGGUCGCCGGUCAGCGAGCAGCAUGAACAUGGACAUGCACAUGCACAUGGCCAUGGUUAUGACCAGGCGAAUACGUGGGACCAGCCCCCGCCGUACCGUGCGUAUGGGUACGGGUAUGAGUACGACGGUCUUGGAUCCAUCGGAAACUGUCGCGGCGGGCGGUUGCAGAUCGGCGGAAGGGGCAGAACGGGCAUGGGGGCGCGUUCCGGCGGUUGUGUGCGCGGCUAA
This is a messenger RNA of Aspergillus terreus NIH2624, 1200 nucleotides long. Its product is annotated as oxidoreductase, short-chain dehydrogenase/reductase family. Bases 1 to 1200 code for a protein of 399 amino acids. The transcript has 4 exons. Lineage: Eukaryota; Fungi; Ascomycota; Eurotiomycetes; Eurotiales; Aspergillaceae. The record is from RefSeq and is a predicted model, not a curated record.